Desarmillaria tabescens is the source of this 2661-nucleotide messenger RNA. RefSeq lists its product as uncharacterized. The transcript has 13 exons. NCBI's taxonomy places the organism in Eukaryota, Fungi, Basidiomycota, Agaricomycetes, Agaricales, Physalacriaceae. Bases 1 to 2661 code for a protein of 886 amino acids. The record is from RefSeq and is a predicted model, not a curated record.
AUGUUUGCUGCAAAAUCACCGCCGAAAGGGAAAAACAAGGAAGAAUGGCACAUGGGCUGGUGGGAUUUUCAGCCACUGGUCGAGAAGCUUACCCCAAGACGCGCAGAAUGGUCGAAUUCUUCUGUCAUUUUUACUCCGCAUCCAACUCAACCAACGAUUCUCGCGCGUCAUUUCUCGUCAUCCAAGCAGUUCAACAUUCCUUCGCCGGCACCGAUUCUCGCAGCUUUGACGGACUUUGACCCUCCGACUAUCAUCUCGGCCUCUCCCAACGACGACUGGCUGUUCGCGUACUUUCCAGGACGAGGGGUCCCUGGUGCUGGGUGUCUCUGGUUUCGUGGUCCUGAGAUUGAUAACUGGAUACUCAAGGACUACUGGACGCCGCCACUGGGUGCUGGGGUUGUCACAGCAAGUUGGUUGGGCGCACCGCGUGAAUGGACCGCUGAUGAACAUGGAUCGUUUCUUCGUCUUCCUACUCGUGGCCCAAAAACUCCGGUAUCCUAUCCCACUUUGGCGCUUGUCACACAGAACCAUCAAUUGACUUUGUGUUACGUGCGAAAUUAUAUCCCUUCUCUCAAGAUGUUUUCCACUCCUCUGAAUCAGUAUAGCCUUGUCAACGAGAAUUCAUCCAUGCCGACACCUGAAGCUACUGACAACGGUGGCCUUUUGAGACUGUGUGUCACGGCAGCGAUCGGUCUCGGAUAUGACGGCGCAACUCCGGAUACCGAUCAAUUUGACAUGAAUAUGUCCCUUGAUUUUGGCCAGUCAAAUGCUGAAUCUACAACGCAUUCUGAAGAGAUAUAUGGCGAAGAAUCUAUCAUUGAAGUUUCUGAGGUCCGUCUCCAGUUUGACGGCAUCAUGAUGCGUCUAUCGACGCAACCACUGCUUCCUAUACAAAACUGGGAAUCACAGCUCACCAAUCUUGUCUUCGUGUGCAAAACCCCGUCUGCCCCUGAGCUAGGAGUUGCCCAAAAUGAAACCAAGGCUGCUAUGUACUUGGUAGCUAGUUUUUUGGAUUUUGGUGACUACUCGAAUUUGCCUCAGUCCAAAAUAGUAUGCUACUCUAUGUUGCGUCAUGCUACACCCGAUACCAAGCAAUCCGCAUGGUCAUGUCACCAGGCCGGUACAAGGACGUAUACGGAUGGCGUUCUGGGCUUUCUCGUUCCUACCAAGCCGUUGCAAGGUGUCGAUGCUAGUUUACUCGUCGGCAUACUAGAUACGUCAGGAUCCUUCCUUGCUGGGAAGACCAAAGACAAAGAGGUGCGAAUCGGUAUGACUACAAUUCUGGAGAUUCCCACAUUGUUUGAAUACGAUAAAGAAUGGGAACCCUCUCCCAUUUUCACGUCGGCUACCAAGGUUGGAAAAGAAGUCCCGAUCCAUGCCGUUCUCUCGCCCAACGAGAUGUUGCUAUGCACCGUUUCAUCAAUGGUAAGGGCUACACAAACCUCUGUACAUACGGUCCCGAUACGUCGCGCAUCGAGAGCAUUCAAGGCUGGAUUUCCAUCUAUUCUUCCACUAUCUUCCGGUCUUGCCUCGGCAAUUCUAUCACGAAGAAGUACAGCAGAUUUCACACACUUACUUUCCCUUUCGACAAUGCCGAUGGAAGAAGUUAGCCACAUCUUAUUUCAGGUGUUGACUAUCGUGGAAACACAGUCACGCAGAAAGCUGGGUACGCUGACUUGGCAGACUUUGGGUGUUGCUUUGGAGAUUUAUAGGUUCGUAAUUCAGCGACUGCUUCGAAGUUUACGGGCAAAGGACGAAAAUGCCAGGGAUAAUUUGAAUGCACGUUGGCAAACUGCGCACGACCUGUGCUCACUGGCAGCUUGCAAUGCCGCAUUUGAAGACUGUAAGGACAACGACGGGCCUGAUUUUCGCGCUGUUUGGCAAUUUAUAGGAAUCUGUGGAUGGGUUGUAAACUUCAUUGAGAAAGUCAUGAAAGAAGUCAUGUUAAUCAAUUCAACAAGCAAACCAUCGAGCGAAACCGAUGAUCUCUUCGAUGCAGAAUCUCCUGUUUCAACCGACCACUACGAGGUUCCCUGCCUUCUUCACAUUGUGCAUCCUCGUGCACUAGUGAAUUUGAAACAAGCGUUAAGCAAUGUUCGUAGUUUCCGGAGCAGCCUUGGUUCAAUCACGGCACGGGGUGAGAACUCCCAGAUUGCCAAAGAUGUCCUGGUUGAUCUGGUUGAUUGUUCGGGCGUUGAUCUCAACGCUUUGGAUCCCUUAUUGGAUGAGUUCAUACUGAAGUCAAAGGAUAUUGAAGUUGAAGAGACACGACGAAGUUUCGCUUCAUGCGAGCCUACGAUCUCAAUGGAGCCUCAAUUACAAGCAAAUGUUAGACGGUUAUGCGAGUCGGGAGUUAUUUCAAAAUCACGACUAUACAUCAAGCCUCACGAGUUGAUAGACGGAUUCGAGAAUCUCAGCUUGGAAGGUCCUCGGAAGGAGCAGGAUAAAGAUGUCGUCUCGAAAGGAGUGCUUAUGAAGAGGCAACUUUGUGUGCAAUGUCUUCGAUGUGAUGGUCUCUCAGAAGCUGCAAAAGAUGCGCCGAGGUCUGCAAAGGAUGCACAGAGGUCUGGAGCUAGUUCCUCUGAUCGUUGGAGAACCUGGGAGAGGAAAUGGGUACCUGGGUGCGUUUGCGGGGGUUCAUGGUUAACAGCAAAAACAUGA